CUAUGCCUCCUGCAUGUCCUAGAAUAUUCUCUACAAUACAGACUAUACUGCACCUGCUCGCUGCCCGCUGCUCGCCCUCCUGCUCACACGCUCACCGUACAUAUGCGCCCAGAGAAGGCUUAUUACAUCGUCUGACCUAGCAUCCUCUUACAUGUCUUACACCGACCACGACCGCUACUACCGCCGCCAUGAAACGCACUCUUCAAGACCUCGCGACGUAGACCCAUACUCCACACGCCAUGCACCGCCUGCCGCUCCGCGCGAGAAGCCAGCUAUGCGGGGCAGCAUGAACAGCUACGCUCCCUCGUCCUACUACGACUCGUACGACGCCCGCGACUCUCGACGAGCACCUGCACUCCCUCGACGCCACGUCAGUACACGCAAAGCCACCUGGCCGCCAUCGCCAGCCGUCGAGGACGAAAACGAUGCUGUGAGGAAAGAGGUGUCCUCGGUGGUGGGGUCGGAGGAGGGCGAGCCGCCGAUCAACACACGGGGCACCGUCGAUCAAGACCAUCUGCUUGACGAGAUCGAACAGCCAAGACUGCCCGAGAAUGACGACCGAAGGUUCGUCUUCGUUCCUGGCGUUGACAACGAUGGCCUCAGUGCAGAAUCCAGUGCUGGUGGAGCGCGCAGGAAGAGCUUCGCAGAGCGGGGGAACAUGCCGCAUCUAAACACCCAUGUCGAAAGCGACCCAAUCUUGUACACUUCACGUGUCUCGACGCCCUACUCGUACACGCCGCAGAAGGAAUCGAACGCGCCCGCGGCUGCAUUCGUGCUCUCGCCCGAGCCUAUCACGCCCGCCAAUCCUAGCAACCCUAGGACGGCUGCCAAUCGAGAUGGGUGGGAUGCACGGAGGGAUCAGAACGCCAGGCCACCGAGGUCGAUACCAGCACAUACACGACAGGAUCCAUACGCCCGGUCUCCACCCCAGGUAGCGAAGGACGACGUCUUCGACGAUGACACAGCUUCAGAAGGAGAAAACACAGCCCAUUUACGGAUCAACGAGCGAAAGCCCGCGCGCUACAGCUUCGUGAAGAGCGAGGCUCAGAAGGAAGAUCUGAGAGCGAAUCUGCGAGAGAGUCAGGAGCCACCAAGGCGCGAUUCUUCACAGCGACCACCGACUGCACGCACAGGCUAUGAGAAUACCGCAAGCUCAUCCAAAGAAAGCUCUUACCAGUCUCCACGCUCUUCAUCGUCAUCGAUCAACAGCGAGAAAAGGAGAUCAAGACCUACUCCAGUGGAUACCCUAUACGCAAAUAGUCCUCGACCAUCGAGUCGGCCAAGCUCGCCACAGUACCGCGCACCAUCACCAAAACUCCCAAUGCGACUGCGCGAAUCACCCCCCGGCUCUCGGCCCUCGUCUCGAGGCAAUGCGGCUCGACCGUCUUCUCCCCUCGCAUGGUCAUCUACGAUUUACCCUCCAUCCCCACGGCAGGCACCGAUAUCUGAGGCAGAUUUUCAUUCCACAUACCCGCCUGUGACUGCCAACGACCGGCCGAGACCAUCUUCACGUUUUGGCAGGCAUGAGACGAUACAGAUCCCUCCUCCUCGGGUAGACGUUCAAAGUCCCUCGCCGGUCAGGCCGUCGCCGGUCAGGCCGAACAAUCCUCUGCCAUAUCCGGUAGAGGACUAUCACGCUGACGUCUGGAUGCCACCAGAAGAGCAUUAUCAGUUCGACCACUCCACUGUGCCUCCUCCGCGACAGCUUAUCGCAGAUGCACCGAGAGUUGCCUCACCCUCGAUUUCCAAUUCACCACGACAAGGUGAUGCUUUUCGAGAGCGCUCUGCUAGACCCCGAACGCCACGGUCUGAAGAGGCGCCCCGCCAAAGGCGAAGCAGAUCGAACAGUGCCGACUCAAAGCACAGCAGAACAGUUAAACUUCUCGACAGACCGUUGCCAGCCUGCCCGCGAAAAAAACCGACCGAUCGCUACGACGAUUGGUACUCGCUCUCCGGCUACCACAAUUUUGACGUAUGUCCUAGCUGCUACGAUGGCAUCUUCGCAGAUACACCUUUUGCCGCUCACUUUUCGCAAACCCGUCGCCGUGAACGCCCCACCGAGCGAUUCUGCGACUUCAGUAGCCCUUGGAUGCGUCUCGCGUGGCUCAUGACCAUCAAACAGCGCCGUUCUGGACUGGACCUACUGUACGCGCUGGCAGACGUGAGCGAUGCCGAACGUCCAUGUCCUGAGGAGCGCGAACUCAGCACCGACCGAAUGAACUGGUACGGAAUACCCGAUCCGCGCGACGGCCUGCACGUUGCCAACUUCGCUAUCUGCUCCGCGGACGUCAAGAUGCUGGAGAUCCUCUUCCCCAGCGUGAAAGGCUACUUCACGAGACUACCACCCACCUCCGCAUACACUCCCGAAAAGCACACUUGUAGCCUGCGCACUGGCUCGCGCCGCUUCCCACAAUAUCUCGAUCUCCUCGUCGAGCUCGAUGCCGAAGCCGACUCCAGUGGCCAGCGCCCUAACAUGUCCAAAUUCACCAAAAUGGCGCGUGACAACGCCUUCAAACGCGAAUGCACCCGCGACAAAGCCUUCGUGCGCAAGCCCUGGCACUUCAUCCCCUCGCUCCCCGAAUUCACCGUGUGCGAGGAGUGCUUCGAUGCAGUCAUCUGGCCGCGCGUGCAGAACAGCGCACUUGCGCGCCUCGUCAACAAAACCAUCCAGCUCGUGCCCAACGAGGACCUCGAGCUGGGAAGCAGUUGCUGUCUGUACAGCACGCGCAUGCGCCGCGUCUGGGACGUGUGCGCCGACGAAGACGACUUGACGUAUCUCGAGCGCAAGGUCCGAGAGCGCAGGCGCAAGGAAGUGGUGUUUGCCAAGGAGCGCAGGGGCGUGCUGCAGUGGCUUGUGGGGCUUGAGAAGGGGAGUCGCACGUGGGAGCGGGCGCGGGAGGAGCUCCGCGUGCUGGAAAGGGAGUGGGCGAAUUGUGAAUAGUGGGCGAACAUUACCAUGGAGAUGAAUCGAGUCAAUGUCUGUUUGCAGCCGAAUCUGUUGUAUCGGUGUUUUUCGAGAGCGUGUGGCUUCGCUGAACCAUGGGACAGUGAUUUGGUGAAGGCCUCUGACUGGCUGUGAUAGUCUGGUUUGACGUCCUGCAGGGUCACAAUGUUAACGUGGGAGCUAAUGAAGUGCAGAGAAGCUUCUUUGUUGGUACCAUGGUAUGCACCUGCAUUAGGGAAUCCGUCCCACGGUUUAAGAUCUGCACAAG
Molecule: messenger RNA, 3212 nt
Organism: Boeremia exigua
Lineage: Eukaryota; Fungi; Ascomycota; Dothideomycetes; Pleosporales; Didymellaceae
Exons: 1
Coding region: 152-2941 (929 amino acids)
Source: RefSeq, a predicted model, not a curated record